Molecule: messenger RNA, 893 nt
Organism: Impatiens glandulifera
Lineage: Eukaryota; Viridiplantae; Streptophyta; Magnoliopsida; Ericales; Balsaminaceae
Product: 60S ribosomal protein L6-like
Exons: 3
Coding region: 69-773 (234 amino acids)
Biological process (GO): cytoplasmic translation; ribosomal large subunit assembly
Cellular component (GO): cytosolic large ribosomal subunit; ribosome
Molecular function (GO): RNA binding; structural constituent of ribosome
Source: RefSeq, a predicted model, not a curated record
CAUUUCUUUCACAUCAUUUUCCCCUGCUGCCUAUAAUCCCAGAAAGAAAGAAUCGGAGAUCUUCAACAAUGGCUCCAAAGGCACCAAGAACCAGCCGAAAUCCCGACCUAAUUCCAGGUGUGGGUAAAUUCUCUCGAUCCAAAAUGUACCACAAAAAGGGUCUCUGGGCUAUCAAGGCCAAAAACGGCGGCGCCUUCCCUCAACACCAGAAGACCGCCGUCGCCACCAUUCCAGCCGUCAAACCACCAAAGUUCUAUCCUGCCGACGAUGUCAAGAAACCCAUCGUCAAUAAGCGCAAACAUAACCCUACCAAGCUCAGAAGUAGUAUUACUCCGGGUACAGUUCUGAUCAUAUUGGCUGGGAGGUUCAAAGGAAAGAGGGUUGUUUUCUUGAAGCAACUUCCAUCUGGCUUACUUCUUGUUAAUGGUCCAUUCAAGAUUAAUGGUGUUCCACUUAGACGUGUGAAUCAGUCAUAUGUAAUUGCUACUUCAACUAAGAUUGAUGUUGCUGGAAUUGAAGUUGAUAAAUUUGAUGAUAAGUAUUUCACUAAGAAAGUGGAGAAGAAGAAGAAGAAAGAUGAAGGUGAGUUCUUUGAAGGUGAGAAAGAUGAUAAAAAGAAUGGUGGUGAGUUUCCACAAGAGAAGAAAGAUGAUCAGAAAGUGGUGGAUGCUUUCUUGACUAAAGCCAUUGAUGCUGUUCCUGAAUUGAAAGCUUAUCUUUCUGCUAGGUUUUCACUUAAGGCUGGCAUGAAACCACAUGAGCUCUUGUUUUGAUUUUAGGGUUUUGAUGAUUUAUUUUCUUCAUUAUGAAUCUUUUACUUAUGCAUUUCUGAAUUUCUUUUGUUUUGGAACACUACACAGUUAUGCAACAAACAUCAUAAGUUAUUUUCUUAA